This is a messenger RNA of Folsomia candida, 1719 nucleotides long. Its product is annotated as DBH-like monooxygenase protein 1 homolog. NCBI's taxonomy places the organism in Eukaryota, Metazoa, Arthropoda, Collembola, Entomobryomorpha, Isotomidae. The transcript is spliced from 10 exons. The coding region runs from base 1 to 1719 and encodes 572 amino acids. Gene Ontology annotation, biological process: octopamine biosynthetic process; dopamine catabolic process; norepinephrine biosynthetic process. Gene Ontology annotation, molecular function: copper ion binding; dopamine beta-monooxygenase activity. The record is from RefSeq and is a predicted model, not a curated record. Gene Ontology annotation, cellular component: secretory granule membrane.
AUGAACUUGCUAAUAAAGAUUUUUUGUUUGGCGGCAAUUUUAAAUUUGUCGGAAACAUUUCAAAUUUACGCGGAUGUAGAAAAGUACAAUGUUAAGUGGGAAAUUGAUGGGGACUUGAUUACGUUUUCUAUUGAGGCUGAGACCACUGGUUUUGUUGGGCUGGGUUUUUCACGGGGUGGGGGGAUGAGUGGGGCGGACAUUGUUGUGGGUGGGGUUCGGAAUGGCGUGCCGUAUUUGGAGGACAGGCACGCGAUUUCUCGAUCUACCCCAAUUUUAGACGAGGAACAAAAUGUGGAGCUAAUUGAAGCCUUUGAAAAUGAUACGCACACGUUUAUCAAAUUUUCUCGCAAACUGGAAACCUGCGAUGAGGAGGGGGACGUUGCAAUAACGGAGGACACAAUUUCGUUAAUUUGGAGUUUUGGCGCAACUGACGAUUUAGUUUAUCAUGGAGCCAACAGAGGGAGUCGAUCCGUUAAUUUGUUAGAUCCUCAAGGACCGGAAAAUCCUGAUUUGUCAAAGUAUAAAGUCUGGGAAUUACGAACAGUCAAAGCUAUGCCCGCUGCUGACACCACGUACUGGUGCACUAUUCAUAAAUCACCCAACGUUCCCAGAAAACAGCACAUUGUUGGGUUUAGCGCCAUUUUAGAAUCGCCAUCCGCUUACGUGCACACCCACCACAUGGAAGCUUACCUCUGUCACGUGCCUCCCGGGAUGGAAUCGGUGUUCGAAACGUAUUUAAAUCAUACCGGGGAAGACUGCUAUUAUCCCGAUGAUCCUGAUUUCCCGGGUCAUUUUUGUGAAUCUAUAGCUUACGGAUGGGCCAUCGGUGGAGAGGUUGUCCUAUUUCCCGAUCAUGUCGGAUUUCCUCUCGUUUCUGGAGAAUAUUUUAAGUUGGAAGUGCAUUACAAUAAUCCCAACCAUUUAAACGACGUAGCCUUUGAUACGGGAUUAAAACUAUAUUACACAGAAGAUCUCAGAGUCCUCGACGCUGGGAGGAUCGCGAUCGGAUCGGAAAUCAAUUUUACGCAAAUGAUUCCCCCGAAUUCGGAGAAAUUUGUGACCGUCGCGCACUGCGAUGUUUCCUGUACGGCUGAAUUACCCGAAAAUGGGGUCGCUCUAUUCAAUUUCUUAAUUCAUGCACACCUCUCGGGGAAGAAACUGAAAGUUCGACAGUUCCGGAAUGGAGAAGAAUUACCCUGGUUAAUUAAUGAUGAACAUUACGAUUUCAAUUUUCAAGCUACGCGCCCAUUUCGGAAGGAAAUGCGUCUCAUGCCCGGCGACCACUUAGCGUUGGAAUGUGAAUACGAUAGCAGGUGGAAGAACGGGUCCGCCAUUGUGGGUGGAAGGUCGACAAAUGAAGAAAUGUGCAUGACCUUUAUCUCAUAUUACCCCCGAAUUGACGGUCUUCUAACGUGCAAUAGUGAAGUGAACAAGGACAAAUUAUUAAAUUUCUUUCAAAUUCAGGAAAUCUCAUUAAAUCAUCCCAGCGAUACGGACCCCAUUGUCGAAUUACCGCUUGAAAUGCAAGGUCGGACCUUUUCUCAGGUUGUCGAAUCCGUAAAUUGGACACCAGAAGUGCGGGAAUUUUACCAAAAGGUGACCAGAUUUGACCGACAUGACGCUUACUGUAGACCGAGCGGGGUUCAGGUUAAAGUUGGAUAUCCCCCACAUGGGGAGGACUACGUUCCAGGGGAUGUUUGCGAGAGAAGGCGGCGGUAA